AUGGACUCGUUCAUCCCCAUGGGCGGCGUCCAGCUGCCGUCGGUCGGGCGCCGGCUGAGCAGGCUGUACAAUGACACCAAGAAGUCGUCCGACUUCGUCAAGGAACCCGUCCAUCAUGCCAUUGCCGAGGCCGACCCGGAGAUCAAGUCGCUGCACCGCAAGCUGCGUAUCCAGAAGGACCGUCUUGUCAGCUGGGGCUUGGAGUGGUCGGACCCGAGCAACCAGUCGGCGGAGGUGUUGAUCGACUCGUCGCUUUCCAAGGCCGGCCUCAGCGAGGUCGUGGGCAGUAUCAUGUCCACCAUCAAGGACAUCCUCGCCGAGGCCGAACCGCUCUGGAACAGCUCUCGUCGCCUUGCCGGUGAGCGGGAGGAGCCGCCGAAAAGGGGCGAGAAGAUCCGGAUGGUCGUCUGGGACAAGAACAGGUUCGAAGACCUCAUCCGCGACCUGACGACCUCGAUCGACACUCUGUACGACCUCUCAAGGACUAGGUCAUCGUACGCCCAGCCCUCAGCCGCCGUCCGGGAGAGACUCUCCAGGCCGUCACCGGCUGCCGAGGAUCUGCGGCCGUUCGAAUCAUCCAGGAUACAGACACCAAAGCAGAUCGACCCCGCGUCUCUCACCAACCUGCGGUCCAUGCAGGCCGAGCCCAUGACGGAACGUGCCGAGCAGGAGCGUCGGGAGAUCGUCUUCAUGAGCAGGCAAGCCUACGCGGAGCUCACGCAGACCGCGGGCGGGCGGCAACCACACGCCCCGCUGCUCCUCGAGUACGCCACUUUCGACUCCAUCUACUCCAUGACCGGCAUCUCGCCGCCCAUGACGCGCUUCGAGAAGCUAUCGGCCGGCCUGCAGUCCGAGCCACAGCGGUCGCCAGGGUCCUGGACGGGCUUGCCUCGCCUGCUGGGUUACUUCGAAGACUUCCAGAACUCCCGGUUCGGGCUCGUCUACCAGUUUCCACGCAUGUUCAACCCUGUCACCUACGAGCACCUCACCCAGAACCCCCUCUACAAUCUGUGCUCCCUUGCCGACCUCCUUGCGCGCCCCGACUUUGAGCCCACGCUGGAGGCCAAAUACCGGCUCGCGGCCAAUCUUGCCAACACCGUCUUCGACAUGCACGCCAGGGGCAUCACCCACGGCAACCUAGUCAGCGAGAACAUCUCGUUUUGCAAUGCCGUGGGCACCGAUCCCGAAGUCAGCGGCAUCACGCAGGGCGAAGUCGACAUCAGGCGGCCCCUGAUCUCUUCCUUUGAUCUGUUCUCAGACCCACAGCUGCAGGAGGCUCCGAGACCUUUCUCUUUGUACAAGCACCCCCUUGAUCCCCGAAACAGCGUACAUUCGCCUCUGGCCAACAAUGCGGACUCCAAGACUUUUGAUCUCUACUCCCUCGCCAUGAUCCUCUUGUCCAUUGGGCUCUGGACCAAGCUCGAGAAUCUCGUGCCCAGCAUGGAAUCUCCGACGCUGCCCGAAUCUAUUCUGAAGCAGCUCGCCAACCGCUGCACCACGCUCUACGCGAAGGCCGUUGAAACCUGCUGGAACGCCGUGGACCAGGAAAUGAGUGGCGCCCACACCACCGAGGAGGUUGUCUACCGCGUGCAGUUUAAGGCAAGCCGCUAUCUCGAGGCCUGCUGCAUUCUGGAUAGCGUCAGUGCUUUGGAGGAGCGGCUCCGCGAUGAUCUCGGUGAGCCUCGGCCCGCGCCGCAACCCACAACGACAGCAGGCCCGUCAGAGGGAUCCCAGCCCGAGCAAUCAGAGGCUGCGACGGCCGUGCCGGCGCGGAGCCAGUCAAUGCGAAGCGACCUAGUUUCACCCGCAACCCCUUCCCAGGAGGCCGAUGCAUCCGCCAAACCGUCCAAGAAAAUGCGGCUCUAUCCGCACAUCCCACUGUCCCCCGAGAUCGUCGAGAAGUGGGACACGGUCUUCAUGCCGCAGAUCAACAGCGCCCUGCGGCAUUUCUACCGCAAGAACCCCGAGUCGGUCGAGAUCUCGCUGGAGUCGAUCGGCGAGUCACCGCAUAAAACGAGGCCCACGGUCUUGGUGGUCUGCACCUCGGUGCAGAAGGUCAAGGCGAUCUUGAAGAAGAAGCUAGGCAACAACCUCUUCGACGGGACAGCGGGCGUCGGCCUGAAGGUCUGCCAGGGCCGUGUUCUCCGGUCGCGCAAGGAGCCCGCCAGCCGCAGCAUGGCCAAGUCGGCCGAUGACGGCCGCGAGGAGGUCGUGGCUGCGAAUCCGGACUACCAAGAGCGACCGAAAAACGGGGCGAGCAUCGGAGCGUGGAUCGGCGACCGGCAUCUGCCUCCGGUGAGUCUCGGCGGGCUCAUCAUGGUGGAUGACCGGCAGUACGGGAUGACGGUGCACCACAUGCUGGAUGACCCAGACCAGGUGGUUGCGGCGGGAAACGAGGGCGCCCCGAGGAGCAUGGCGCGGGGCGUGCCAGACCUCGCGGCGUGGUAUGCCCAGCAACAGCAGCAGAGCGAGUCGGAUCCCGAUAGCAGCGGCACCGAGGACUACGCUUGCGAGUUCACCGAUUCAGACUCGGACACGCUAUCCGAGUCAGCCAUCACGAGCGACUACUCGGAGGAGGAGGAAGAGGAGGACGAGGACGAGCAGUACACGGAGCCCGGCGACAUCCCGGGUAUCGAACCGGGGUGCGGGGACGGGUACAUCAUCACGCAGCCCGCCCUGGACGACGUGCCCGACGGCUUCUACCCGUCCGCCGAGACGCAGGACGAAGACCAUCUCGACACGUACACGGUCGGCGAGGUGUACGCAUCCAGCGGGAUCAGGCGGCGCACGGAAAACGGCCUGCUGCAUGAGAUCGACUGGGCCCUGUUCGAGUUCAGCGAGGACCGGCUGCCGGAGGGCAACCUCAUCCCACACGUCGGCCCGUCAUCAGCAUCGUUUAAGUCGCGCAGAUUCUCAUGGGAGGACAGGCAUAAUAGCGACACGGCCGACGAAGAAGCCACCGUCAUCCACCCGACCUCGGUCGUCCCCUCCUCCAGUCUCGCCGGCCUCGAGGUCCAGUGCAUGGCCCGCACCAGCGGCUUCCAGACCGGCCUGAUCCUGCCCGCCGUCGCCUCGGUCAAGAUCUACGGCCGGACGUCGCCGAGCCAGAUCUAUCAGGUCUCCGGCAUCACCACACAAUCACCACACACGCACACGCACACCCAUCCCAGUCCUAACAGCAAACGAACCUAUAAUCUGCCCAUGGGCAUCCCAGGCGAUAGCGGCGCCUGGGUGGUCGACCGCGAGGAGGGCGCCGUGUGCGGGCACAUCCUGGCGUGGAGCGAGCGCAAGCGGGUGGCCUACAUCUGCCCGAUGGACGUGCUGCUGCUCGACAUCGCCGAGACGCUCGAGGCAAGCGAGAUUCGCCUGCCCGGCGGGGAGGUCAUCUUCUCGCGGAGGCAACCCUUCACUACUGGUCCAAAUAUUGCUACUAUGGGGGGGAAGAUGGGCGUGGCGAGGACGUCGACGCAGUCUACCGCCAGAACUGCGCGAACCAGCCGGUUUUCUACCACUACCACUACUAGGCAUAAUGACGGGGACGAUGACGAGGCGCCUGGUCUGGUGUCGGAGCUGAUGAAACGGAGGAGGUCGAGUACGCGGCGAUCGCAGCUGACGCAGAGGGGGUCGUACCGCGGGAGCCGGAAUAUGGCCGCGGCUGCGGAGAAGGAUGAAGAUGGGGACGGCUCUUGCGACGAGGCGGUUGAGGUGGAGUUGCCGCAGGAGUUAAAGGAGCUGCAGCUGUCGGAGCGGGAUGUGUCGAUGGGGAGGAGGCGGUGGGGGUUUGCUUGA
Messenger RNA from Chaetomium strumarium, 3789 nucleotides. RefSeq lists its product as uncharacterized. The record is from RefSeq and is a predicted model, not a curated record. The transcript has 3 exons. The coding region runs from base 1 to 3789 and encodes 1262 amino acids. NCBI's taxonomy places the organism in Eukaryota, Fungi, Ascomycota, Sordariomycetes, Sordariales, Chaetomiaceae.